This is a messenger RNA of Eublepharis macularius, 1579 nucleotides long. It is a transcript of the gene PDSS1, whose product is annotated as decaprenyl diphosphate synthase subunit 1. NCBI's taxonomy places the organism in Eukaryota, Metazoa, Chordata, Lepidosauria, Squamata, Eublepharidae. The record is from RefSeq and is a predicted model, not a curated record. The coding region runs from base 26 to 1285 and encodes 419 amino acids. Gene Ontology annotation, molecular function: prenyltransferase activity. Gene Ontology annotation, biological process: isoprenoid biosynthetic process; ubiquinone biosynthetic process. Gene Ontology annotation, cellular component: transferase complex; mitochondrion. The transcript has 11 exons.
CGGCGGGAACGAGGCGGCCACCGCCAUGGCCUUGUGGUGGUCCCGCUGCUGCUGUUCCCGGGCGGCGCGGCUUGGUGGCCCAUGGCACGGCCUGGGCGCCCGCGACAAACACCCGCCGGCCGCGAGACUCGCGGCGACAAGCGCGCCGCGUGAGGCGGGCCCAGGGCGAAUGGAGAUAUCCUAUUUUCCUGGGGAAAGUUUGCGCCUAUCCUUUCCAAAACUCAACAGUGUAUUUUGGCGUAUUGUCGCUAGAUUUCAUCAUACAACAGCACGAACACACAGUUGUGGCAGAAUGGUUAGUGAUGAAAAAUAUAAGGAUCCUUUUAAACUUGGAAGGAAGGACUUGAAAAAUCUCUAUGAAGAUAUGAAAAAGGAAUUAUGGGUAUCAACUACAGAACUUAAGGAAAUGUGUGAAUAUUACUUGGACGGAAAAGGGAAGGCCUUUCGACCUGUGAUUGUGGUGCUAAUGGCUAGAGCGUGCAAUUUUCAUCAUAACAAGUCUGAGGAAGUGAAGGCAAGCCAGCGCUCCGUAGCUGUCAUUGCAGAGAUGAUCCAUACAGCGACUCUAGUUCAUGAUGAUGUCAUUGAUGAUGCAAACUCACGAAGAGGAAAACUGACUGUUAAUCAAGUCUGGGGGGAAAGAAAGGCAGUUCUAGCAGGUGAUUUCAUCCUUUCUGCAGCAUCUCUAGCUUUAGCACGUAUUGGAAACACAACCAUUGUUUCUGUGCUGACGCAGGUGGUUGAAGAUCUGGUGCGUGGUGAAUUUCUUCAGCUAGGUUCCAAAGAAAACGAAACUGAGAGAUUUGCUCACUACCUCGAAAAAACAUUUAAGAAGACUGCAAGUCUUAUAGCAAACAGCUGUAAAGCAGUUUCCAUUCUGGCCUGCCCUGAUCCAAAAGUUCAUGAGAUUGCAUACCAAUAUGGAAAAAAUGUUGGCAUAGCAUUUCAGUUAAUAGAUGACGUGUUGGAUUUUACAGCAUGCUCCAGUCAGCUAGGGAAGCCAACGUCAGCAGACCUUAAGCUUGGAAUAGCCACUGGUCCUGUCUUAUUUGCUUGUCAGCAGUUUCCGGAAAUCAAUGCCAUGAUAAUGAGGCGAUUUAGUUUGCCUGGAGAUGUUGAACGUGCACACGAAUUUGUGUUCCAGAGUGAAGGUGUACAGCAGACUACCUACCUCGCGCAGCGCUAUUGCCACAAGGCCAUACAAGAGAUCAGCAAACUUCGACCAUCCCCAGAAAGAGAUGCCCUCAUACAGCUGGCAGAAAUUGUACUUUCCCGAGACAAAUGACACACCUCCUUCCACUCAUUCUGGCAGCUAUUUACCAGACUGUGCCUAAAACUACACUUCAAAACAUCUUAGCUUGCUUCCAAUGCAGUUAUGAAUUUUUUGAAUUACCUUCACUUUUUUCCUAAAAUACGAAGAAACGAGUUUUAUUGAAGGAAGCCAUGUGAAACUAGUACAAAUGCCUCUUGACUAUUUUUAGUUGUGCUGGAAUUCAUGUCUUGUGCAUUGUUUACAUUGUUCAGUAUCAACACCCAAGGCCAUAAUGAGAAUAAAUACAAUCAAUGUGCUGAAAAAUCA